GCGUGUCGGUCCAUAUCUUAUUAUUAACCACCAAAGGCUGGAGUGAGGCAGGGAGACAUGCUCCGUCUUAUACUUUUAGUGUGUUGCGUCGGCACUUUGUUUGCUGAAAAAGUUCGCUACGAUGGGCACAAAGUUAUUCGGGUGACACCCGACAAUGAAGCUGAGUUCCAUCAACUCGAACAAUUUCAACAAUACUUGGAGAAGAAAAGAGUUGACAUAUGGCACAGAAGCUCCGGACCCGGUUCUCACCUCGACUUCCGAUUGGGACCGGAUAUGAGCUACAUAUUGGACUCCCUGCGACUGAAGCCACAUGUUCUCAUUCCUAAUGUGCAGGACUAUAUUAACUAUGAACAGAAACUCAACACAAUAUCCAAACACACUGUAGGAGCUGGGUUUGACUACGGUGUAUAUCAUGAUCUCGACGAGAUCAUGGACUGGAUGAAAGACAUCGUUUCUCAGUAUUCUGAUAUAGCUCAGACGUUCCCUAUCACCCAGUCGUUUGAAGGCCGCCAGUUGAAUGGAAUCAAGAUUUCAGUGGACUCUCGCCCAGGAAAACAAGGAAUAUGGCUGGAGGGAGGCAUCCACGCCAGAGAAUGGAUCUCAACUGCCACAGUGAUAUACAUGACAGGACAGCUUCUAGAACAAAAUGGGAAAAACCCGGAUGUGACGGCAGCUCUCAAAGCCUUUGACAUUUACAUCGUCCCCGUCGUCAACGUCGACGGUUACGAAUACACCCGAACAACCGACCGGAUGUGGAGGAAGACGAGAAGCAAGCGUGACGGUCAGAAAUGUGUCGGGGUUGAUCCUAACAGAAACUGGGACUUCCACUGGUGCGAGGUGCCAGGUGCGAGCACUGACCCCUGCUCUGAUUCCUACUGUGGUCCAUCGGCGUUCUCUGAGAAGGUGGUCGGCGGCAUCGCCAACUACAUUCAGAACGAAACCGUCAACAUCGUUGGAUUUAUUGACUUCCACAGCUUCUCUCAGUUGUGGAUGACACCUUGGGCAUACACCACUGAUUUGCCUAAAGAUGCUGAAGCACAGAAGGUGACUUCAGCUGCAGCAGUGGAUGCCAUUGAGGCGGUCCAUGGAACCAAGUACAAGUACGGUUCCAUUGCCAACAUAAUAUAUGUGGCUUCCGGAAGUAGUGUGGACUGGACAUACGGUGUGGCUGAUAUCAAGUACUCUGUCGGUGUUGAACUGCGUGACACGGGAAAAUAUGGAUAUCUGCUUCCGCCAGACCAAAUAGUCCCUUCAGGAGAGGAAACGUUGGCGGGCGUGCUUGCUUAUAUGAGUAGCAUUAACAUGUCAUAAUAAAUGUUAAUUAUACCGAG
Haliotis rubra (blacklip abalone) is the source of this 1331-nucleotide messenger RNA. Its product is annotated as carboxypeptidase B-like. The coding region runs from base 58 to 1311 and encodes 417 amino acids. Gene Ontology annotation, biological process: proteolysis. NCBI's taxonomy places the organism in Eukaryota, Metazoa, Mollusca, Gastropoda, Lepetellida, Haliotidae. The transcript is spliced from 10 exons. The record is from RefSeq and is a predicted model, not a curated record. Gene Ontology annotation, molecular function: metallocarboxypeptidase activity; zinc ion binding.